This is a messenger RNA of Mesorhabditis belari, 591 nucleotides long. The record is from the annotation of a GenBank genome assembly. Lineage: Eukaryota; Metazoa; Nematoda; Chromadorea; Rhabditida; Rhabditidae.
AUGGCUCACGAUCGGGAUGAUGAAGUCGAAGUGGACCACGAGAAUCCGGCUGAUGCCCUUUACAAGCCGCCAGCACAGAAGUCAAUGAUGGAAAUCUUGGCUUGCGAUGAAGGAGAUGAAAGUUUGCAACGAUACAAAGAGAAGCUCUUGGGGAGCGCGAUUGAUUCGGUGAUAGUCGAUCCUUCCGAUCCAAAGACGGUGCUAUUACGUGAGCUCUCCCUCGUAGUUGAAGGAAGACCCGAUGUGGUCCAGGACCUCACCGAUAGCAAGAGACUCGAGGAGACAAACUUUAAGAUUAAGGAAGGAGUUCAAUACAGGCUGCGUUUCAAGUUCUACGUUCAGCGAGAAAUGGUCACGGGUCUUCGCUAUUCGCAUCGUGUCACGAAAAUGGGCGUCCCUGUGAUCAACGAGCAUUUGAUGGUUGGAUCGUAUGGCCCGAAGCACGAGUUGAUCGUCUACAUCACGCCGCCAGAGGAGGCUCCUUCCGGGAUGUUAGCACGAGGAAAAUAUAAAGUGCACUCGAAAUUCACGGACGAUUACAAGAACGUCUUCGCGAAAUGGCAAUGGACGCUGGAAAUCGCAAAGGAUUGG